UUCAGUAUCCGUGCUGGUAACCCGGACGUUGUCACGACCUGUUUUUUUACCUGACAAUCCAAAGCAUUGAAGAGGUUUGAUGAAACAUGAGAUCAGAAGUAAGGGUGGCAGGUAAAGAGGGAUGAACACCGAGGGGUGCUGUAUUCACCAGCGGCGGGGUCGAGAGAUAAUACCCAGACAGCGGCUGUGGACAGGACAAGUAUCCGCGGAGAACUGAGGGAAGCAGACUGACCGCACACGGCUCCAGAGCGAAGGACAGCUUGUCGAAGCGGGCUGCUUCAUCGAGGUGACGGUCUCAACAUCCAUUCAUUAAUGGUUGACAGGUAUCCGUGUGCUGCCGAAAUUCAGCCCGACGCCAGUUACUUGAUGUGAAAGGGCAGCAGCAGCACCAUGCCUGUGAACCUGAAGUUCCUGUCUCUGGGAGUCCUGGUCUUCCAGACCACCAGCCUGGUCCUGACCAUGCGCUUCUCUCGCACGCUGAAGGAAGACGGGCCCCGGUACCUGGCUUCAUCCGCCGUCGUCGCUGCGGAGCUCCUGAAGAUCGGGGCCUGUGUUCUACUGGUCUUCAAGGACACUGGCUGCAGUUUGACGGCGCUCAACACAGUUUUACAUGACGAGAUUGUAAACAAGCCAAUGGAAAGCCUGAAGCUGGCCGUCCCAGCAGGGAUUUACACUCUACAGAACAAUCUGCUUUAUGUUGCCCUUUCCAAUCUGGAUGCAGCCACUUAUCAGGUCACAUACCAGCUGAAGAUUCUCACCACAGCUCUAUUCUCGGUGUCAAUGCUUGGAAAAAGUUUAAAUAUUUAUCAAUGGCUCUCCCUGGUGAUUUUAAUGACCGGAGUAGCGUUUGUUCAGUGGCCCUCAGACUCUGUGGACUCGGCUCAGAAGGACCUGUCCACAGGCUCGCAGUUUGUAGGACUCGCGGCCGUGCUGACAGCCUGCUUCUCCAGUGGAUUUGCUGGGGUUUAUUUUGAGAAAAUCUUGAAGGAAACGAAGCAGUCUGUGUGGAUUAGAAACAUUCAGCUUGGUUUGUUCGGUGUUGUAUUUGGGCUCAUGGGCGUCUAUGUGUAUGAUGGGGAGCGAGUGCAGGAGCACGGGAUGUUCCAGGGAUACAGCGCUCUCACCUGGGCCGUCGUGUCACUUCAGGCUUUGGGAGGGUUAGUUAUAGCAGCUGUCAUUAAAUAUGCUGACAAUAUUUUGAAAGGAUUUGCAACCUCCCUAUCCAUCAUCCUUUCUACACUGAUUUCAUAUUUCUGGUUACAGGAUUUUGUGCCAACAAGUGUGUUUUUCUUUGGAGCAGUGCUGGUAAUAGCAGCUACAUUUUUAUAUGGGUAUGAAGCCAAACCUGCAGCUGAUCCAAGCAAAGCAUGAAGAACAGUGUGAGGGUCUGUAGGAGUGCAGCCGCAUGGAAACUGGAAGCUGCAACAUGUACAGCAAGACUGCGUCGCAGAACCCUGUGGAGCCGUGUGUUCAGCACAUCAGAGCAGCCCUCUGGGUGAAGAACAAGCACAGGGGAUAAUGACAAGAGGAACGCAGAGUCUUCAACAACCACAAUAUUAUAGAAAAAGAGGAAAACAUUUUAUAAAUGCUCCUCGAAGCAUACAAUAACAAACCUCCAUUUUAAUCUUGUGGUUUUAAAAUGAUUCUAUUAAAGUGAAAAUGGUAUGGUGGAAAAAAUGGGUGUUUGCUAAAACAGUGCUAUUAUAAAAUAUGCACACAUCACUGUGCAGCUAUUAUAAAAUGUGCACACAUCACUGUCACUGUGCAGCUAUUAUAAAAUGUGCACACAUCACUGUCACUGUGCUGAUAUUAUAAAAUGUGCACACAUCACUGUCACUGUGCUGAUAUUAUAAAAUGUGCACACAUCACUGUCACUGUGCAGCUAUUAUAAAAUGUGCACACAUCACUGUCACUGUGCUGAUAUUAUAAAAUGUGCACACAUCACUGUCACUGUGCUGAUAUUCUAAAAUGUGCACACAUCACUGUCACUGUGCUGAUAUUAUAAAAUGUGCACACAUCACUGUCACUGUGCUGAUAUUAUAAAAUGUGCACACAUCACUGUCACUGCUGAUAUUAUAAAAUGUGCACACAUCACUGUCACUGUGCAGCUAUUAUAAAAUGUGCACACAUCACUGUCACUGUGCUGAUAUUAUAAAAUGUGCACACAUCACUGUCACUGCUGAUAUUAUAAAAUGUGCACACAUCACUGUCACUGUGCAGCUAUUAUAAAAUGUGCACACAUCACUGUCACUGCUGAUAUUAUAAAAUGUGCACACAUCACUGUCACUGCUGAUAUUAUAAAAUGUGCACACAUCACUGUCACUGUGCUGAUAUUAUAAAAUGUGCACACAUCACUGUCACUGUGCUGAUAUUAUAAAAUGUGCACACAUCACUCACUGCAGCUAUUAUAAAAUGUGCACACAUCACUGUCACUGUGCUGAUAUUAUAAAAUGUGCACACAUCACUGUCACUGCUGAUAUUAUAAAAUGUGCACACAUCACUGUCACUGUGCUGAUAUUAUAAAAUGUGCACACAUCACUGUCACUGUGCUGAUAUUAUAAAAUGUGCACACAUCACUCACUGCAGCUAUUAUAAAAUGUGCACACAUCACUGUCACUGUGCUGAUAUUAUAAAAUGUGCUCACAUCACUGUCACUGCAGCUAUUAUAAAAUGUGCACACAUCACUGUCACUGCAGCUAUUCUAAAAUGUGCACACAUCACUGUCACUGCAGCUAUUCUAAAAUGGGCACACAUCACUGUCACUGCAGCUAAUGUGCUCACAUCACUGUGUGGCAACCGCCACACAAUGUGCUGCAAGAAGCGUAGCACCUGCGCAUUCUUAAGUGAAUGCCAGUAAGCCUGGCCAGGCAAUCUAGUUAUUUCAUGACAGCGUUUUUAAUUAGCUCAUUAAUAUUUCGCCAUACAUACGUGUAUAUAUAAUCUAUUUCCUUGCCUGGUUUAAAAAUAAACUCUUGGGGCAAUUAUUGUUUUAGUUCGUGUGCUGGGUACAUUUGUUUAUAUUUGGGUUAAAACGCUAUGGUCCGAGACUAAUUAGUUUUAGGUAUUUUGGCCAUUACUGUUUUCCGUAAUUGGGGGCGGAGUUUCCUUUGGUUAAAAGCUCGAGAUAGGGUAUAAAAGAGGGUUUUUGAAAGUCUGUUUAAGAGAGAGAAUAAAUACGGAGUUAUUAGAGACAGAGAGAUAACUUGCAGGUAACCUGUUCAAACGGCAGAAAAAACGAGUUAGUCUGUAUAGCAUGCUUCUAGUCGGUGUUAUGUCAAACAACCGUGUUUUGGUUUUUACCAGUUUCUAUAGCGGGUUCGACUAAUACUAGUAGGUUGGCCCAAAGAUGCACCUGGCGAUCCUGCCUCUAUGGCGAACACUGCUCAGAGCGCUCUGUGAUACUCAUGAACUUGGCAGUUUUCAACUCGUUGUAUAAUUAAAUACAAAUCACCUAAGCACCAUCUUUACUAGUGCAAUAGCUAUUAGCACACGCUGCUCAGUGCUCUUUGGGCAAUACUUCUGUUUUGGGGUCCUAUUUUUCUUCCAGCUGGUUUGAUUUAUAUAUUUACUUUGAUACUUUACUGCUUUUACGGGACAACGGAACGAGAGAAGAUAAUCAAGCAAAUGGCGACUCCCAACAUUGUAUGAACUGGAGGACUUGCACACGGAUUCAUCAUAACCGGGUGAGAUCGAGCCUUUUUUAUUUUUUGCUGAAGUUUGGAUUACAAAUAUUUUUUGAAUGGCCAUUCAGGUUUUUGUUUGGAGAGUGUUCUUUUGGGAUUGCUGGAUUGUUGUGUAUAUUUUUUUGGUUUGUUUUGUUACGUUCUGGGUGCGUUUUAAUAUCAAGCCCGGGACUGAAACAUUUAAGUACUCAUACACUUGGAUAUAAUUAUUGCAACUGCGUGGGCCAUAGAAUGAACAGCCUGAUUAUUGGUUGGCCUGCCUGUAUUUUUUUGUUGUCUCCUUCCCUCUUAUUUUUUUUUUCUUUUUUGUUUACUCAAGUUCCCACAGCGAGGCAGAUUAUUAAUGGUUUUGCUAUACAUUGGUAUUGUGAUUAUCGGUACAAAGGCCUGUUUAUAUAAUAAAUAUAUAUAUAUAUAUAUAUAUAUAUAUAUAUAUAUAUAUAUAUAUAUAUAUGUGUUUGUCUUUUCCAAUUGCAUUUUUAUGUGAUUAGCAUUGCAGUGUUGGUGUGCUCCUUGAAGGAUUAUCUAGAGAGAUACUGGGUAGUUUCUUCUACUAAUAGUUUUACUGGAUAUUGUUUGCUCUACCAACCUGGAUAUUUAGUUUGCUUACCAUUGAGUCAGGGUUGAUAUUUGCCAGAUUUCUGAUCUUAAGACUUACUGUUCUGAUUACUCCAGGGUACACCUGUGCUUAGUACUAUAUACAAAUAGACAUAAUAAACCUAUCCUGUUUAAAAUUUA
This is a messenger RNA of Acipenser ruthenus (sterlet), 4421 nucleotides long. RefSeq names its product UDP-N-acetylglucosamine transporter. Bases 391 to 1371 code for a protein of 326 amino acids. Lineage: Eukaryota; Metazoa; Chordata; Actinopteri; Acipenseriformes; Acipenseridae. Gene Ontology annotation, cellular component: Golgi membrane. Gene Ontology annotation, molecular function: UDP-galactose transmembrane transporter activity. Gene Ontology annotation, biological process: pyrimidine nucleotide-sugar transmembrane transport. The transcript is spliced from 9 exons. The record is from RefSeq and is a predicted model, not a curated record.